GAGUUUCUUCUUCUUGAGAACCGCAUAUAGUCGAUCUAAAUUAAUAUUUAAUUGCUAUUCAAUAAGUCAGUCCCUCUUCAUUCGUAAUCAUUUAUGUCCAGUGAUAGCAAGUAAUUUUAUGCUCAUUCUUCUCGAAUAAAUUAAAGAAAAAUAUUUCAUUAAGAUUUGGUAAAAUUGUUAGUUUCAUGUCACGUUUUGAUAUUUGUGAUUAAACCAAAACUAAAAAUUAGGUUUAUGAUUUCUACAAAAAACCCUGACGAAAAGUGUUAAGUGUAUAAUUCACCAGAACAUAAUAAUACAGUAAUCAUGACAAGUUAUUCAACUUAAUAAUUUUAAAGUUGAAUUGUAUCUAUCGAGUUUGCAUAUUGCAAGAAUUUAUUUAGAUUAGCAUUCCGUGCGAUAAAAGCCCCUUCAAAAUUUAUUAAAAGAUAUGGAAACUGAGUCAGUCAUUCAUAACAAGAAUCAGGGUGAACUGCAACAAAUUGUGGAAGGAAGAAGUUUACCAACUGAAAUUGUUACUCAAGCACAAGGUUCAUCGUCACGAUUAGGUUCGGAGACACCACCUAAUGAAAAUUCUCAACUACUUAACACGUCAAUGAGAAUGAACUUAUCGAAAGUGAGAGCUGCAUUUGCGAAUCGAAAUGCCUUAGUCGAUGUGUUGGCAGUGUUUUUCGGUGUUGGUACAUGGAUAGGAAUUAAUUCAACUUAUGUUCAGCUGCCAUUGCUUGUCAAUGCAACACCUGAAGGAUGGAAUCUUGCUUCAUAUAUUGUGAUCAUCAUUCAAAUAGGAAACAUUGGACCUUUACUUUACACAUUACUACAAAAGAUUGCUCCAAUCAAAGACAGUUUUAUUAUUUAUUUCUUGCUAGCAAUUGGCAUCAUCGCUGGUUUUUGUAUGGCAUUCCUUUACCCAAUCACAGCGGAAAUAUUAGGAGCUGAAAGAUCACUUGCAAUUUUUGUCAAUGUGUUCCUAUUUGCACUCGUGGGUUGCACUUCAAGUGUGCUGUUCAUGCCUUAUUUUGGAAGAUUCAGGGAUAUCUAUUUAGUGACAUAUUUGAUUGGCGAAGGACUUUCAGGAUUUUUACCAGGAGUUUUAGCUUUGAUUCAAGGUGUUGGUGGAAAUGAUCAAUGCAUCAAAACCGACACAGGCAUCGAAAGAUUUUCACCACCUCCAAGAUUUGGAACACAAACUUUCUUCCUUGUUGUCUCAUCACUUUUCAUUGCCAGUUUCGUUUCUUUCUUCCUUUUGGAUCAACUCAAAAUCGUUCGUAAUGAAUAUGCAGAAAGUGUGACCAUUGGACAUGGAAACACUUACGAGUACAACGUCAAACAACCAAAAGCUGGAGAUGAUGAAGUGCCUACAAAACCAGAAGGAAAACAAUUAUCAGACAAAAAUUACCGCGGACUUUUAGUUCUUCUUGGUGUCGUUUGCAUGUUUUCGAAUGCAAUUUUUCCAUCAAUUAUGAGCUUUGGUACAUUACCUUAUGGAAACAUUGCUUAUCAUCUUGCAGUGACAUUAAGUUCGAUUGCAAAUCCUGUUGCAUGCUUCAUAGCAGUUUUUGUCACAAACACAUCAAUUCGAAAUAUUAUCGCACUUUGUGUUAUUACAAUUCCAUUUGCUACUUAUUCGAUGACGACAGCUGUGAUGUCACCAAAUCCACCACUCAUGAACAAAGUGAUGGGAGAAAUUCUUGUUGUGAUUAGUUGGACGGCUGUGGUUGGUCUGGCUUCUUAUAUUCGUCUAAAAAUUACAACAAUUUUCCGAUAUCAAGGCGGUAGAAGUUUGGUGUUGGUUGGUGCGUGGACACAAAUCGGAAGUUUUGUUGGAGCAAUUUUAUCUUUCAUUGUCGUGAAUUUCACGAAUGUUUUCCAAACUUACGAUCCGUGUGCAUGAUUUUAGUUAAUAAAGGUCAACUAAAUUUAUGUUAUUAGAAAUAUGAAAAUUUAGACAACAUAUCUACAAUAAUUGACGAAUAAGUUUUUUACAAUGUACGACAAUAAACUUUUGUAGAAAGCAAUUUAAUAAAUAAAUUGAAAAUCUAUUUGAGUUUCAAUCGAGGAC
Messenger RNA from Clunio marinus, 2062 nucleotides. Lineage: Eukaryota; Metazoa; Arthropoda; Insecta; Diptera; Chironomidae. The record is from the annotation of a GenBank genome assembly.